This is a messenger RNA of Cynara cardunculus var. scolymus (artichoke), 936 nucleotides long. RefSeq lists its product as uncharacterized. The coding region runs from base 1 to 936 and encodes 311 amino acids. Gene Ontology annotation, cellular component: nucleus. NCBI's taxonomy places the organism in Eukaryota, Viridiplantae, Streptophyta, Magnoliopsida, Asterales, Asteraceae. Gene Ontology annotation, molecular function: 8-oxo-7,8-dihydroguanine DNA N-glycosylase activity. Gene Ontology annotation, biological process: DNA repair; base-excision repair, AP site formation. The transcript has 5 exons. The record is from RefSeq and is a predicted model, not a curated record.
AUGGCUCCUAACCGCUGGAUACCUUCCACCAAAACGCUGACGAGACCACUGCGACUACUACCUCAUCAUCAUCAUCAUUCUUCCAACGUUACCAUCUCCAUUUCCCAACCUUGUUCUACUUCCCUCUCCAUAACCCUCCUUGACGAUCGAAUUAUUUCCCCUUCCCAGCAGCAAGAAAUCAUGGAUCAAGUGAAGAGGAUGUUGAGGCUGUCCAAGGAAGACGAGAAGCAAGUGAAAGAGUUCCAUAGAUUACACGAAGAAGCAGCCAAACGAGGGUUUGGUCGUCUUUUUCGUAACCCGUCAUUGUUCGAAGAUGUUGUCAAGUCAUUGCUUCUCUGUGGCUGCAGAUUCCAAAGAAGCUUAGAGAUGGCUAAAGGACUUUGUAAACUCCAGAAAUGGCUAGGAAAAAAAUGCAAGUGGGGAAAUUUCCCAAGCGCACAAGAGUUGGCGAAUCUUGAAUCGGAGGAGUUAUUGCGCAACAAAUGCAAGUUGGGAUACAGAGCUGGUCUUGUUAUGUGUUUAGCCAAGGCUGUUGCGGAUGGAGAAAUCAAGCUGCUCGAUUAUGAACUUGAUAAUAUGCAGCUUGGAGAUGAAGAGUCAAUGUUCCAAAAGUUGAAGACGAUCAAGGGGUUUGGUGAUUUCGUUACUUGUAAUGUGUUGAUGUGCAUGGGUUUCUACGACCGCAUUCCAAUCGACUCCGAAACCAUCAGGCAUAUCAAGCAGGUGAUCCACCAAAGAAAAGAGUGUCAGAGGAAAAAUAUCAAGGCAAUGGUUAAGGAGAUAUAUGACAAGUAUGCCCCUUUUCAGACCCUCGCUUACUGGUUGGAGCUGGUGGAGUAUUAUGAGAAUAAUCUGGGGAAGCUAAGCUUGUUGGAGAGAUGUCAUUAUAAAAACGUUACAGGAAGCAUAAUUACCGGUACUGGUAAUAGUUACUAA